Messenger RNA from Engraulis encrasicolus (European anchovy), 1443 nucleotides. It is a transcript of the gene hrh2a, whose product is annotated as histamine receptor H2a. Gene Ontology annotation, biological process: G protein-coupled receptor signaling pathway, coupled to cyclic nucleotide second messenger; chemical synaptic transmission. The coding region runs from base 24 to 1235 and encodes 403 amino acids. Gene Ontology annotation, molecular function: neurotransmitter receptor activity; G protein-coupled serotonin receptor activity. NCBI's taxonomy places the organism in Eukaryota, Metazoa, Chordata, Actinopteri, Clupeiformes, Engraulidae. The transcript has 5 exons. Gene Ontology annotation, cellular component: plasma membrane; dendrite. The record is from RefSeq and is a predicted model, not a curated record.
CACACACCCUCCCUGGGAGCAGCAUGCUGACCCUGGUUCUGCUGGGUGCUGCGCUCUCCCUCCUCGUGAUCGUGACGGUGAGCGGCAACGUGUUGGUGUGCCUGGCCGUGUGCGCCACCCGGCGCCUCCGCUGCGUCACCAACUGCUUCAUCGUGUCCCUGGCCGUCACGGACCUGCUGCUGGGGGCCCUGGUGCUGCCCUUCUCCGCCCUGCAGGAGCUGAGCCCAGACGGGAACUGGCCGCUGGGCUCGGCCUUCUGCAACGUCUACAUAUCGCUGGACGUCAUGCUGAGCACGGCCUCCAUCUUGAACCUGCUGGCCAUCUCUAUGGAUAGGUACUUGGCUCUGACGGCACCGUUGAGGUACGCAGGGUUGCUGAAGCCCGUACGCGUGGGAGCGGUGCUGGCCCUCAUCUGGCUUGUAUCGGUGGGGGUCUCCUUCGUGCCCAUACACAUGGGCUGGAACACGCCAGACGGAACAGUCCAGAACGUCGGCAAAGGCACAUGCAAGUUCAACCUGAACAUCACCUACGCCUUGGUGGACGCCCUCUUCACCUUCUACCUCCCCCUUGUGGCCAUGUGCUGGAGCUACUGCCACGUCUUCCGCAUUGCCCGAGCCCAGGCGCGACGUAUCGUGGCAGCACGACGCGCCGGCGGCUGCACUUCCUCCUCCAGCCACUGGAGGGUGCUGGUGGUGGCGGCGCGCGAGCACAAGGGCACGGUGACACUGGCCGCGGUGGUGGGCGCAUUUGUGGUGUGCUGGAUGCCCUACUUUACGUACUUCACCGUCAUGGGACUGCUGGAGAGGGACAUGCGCGGUGUUGCGUACUCUGUAGUGCUAUGGCUAGGCUACACCAACUCAGCGCUUAACCCUUUCCUGUACGCAGCGCUCAACCGGGACUUCCGGGCGGCCUACGGACGUCUGCUGAGGUGCCAAAGGUGGGGGACCAAGCCUGGCAGGCACGUGGACUCAAACGGGACGGUCGGGGGAUCGAGAGGGGAUCGAGAGGAUGCCGGAGGAGGAGGGCCCAUGUUGGGACUAAAACAGUUCUUCAGCAGGGUCGGGUCGGUGGUGGAAGGGGGAAUCAUGCUGCAGGAACUGAAUGGAAGAGGUGCGACUCCACUGAAUAAGGGUCCACUGAAAAAGAGUCCAAUCCAUAAAGGUCCGAUUCAUCAGGGUAAACCGCUUGUGGUGGACACAGAGGGUUUUGAAGGCACAGAGACGUUAAGGGAAUAGAGUCAUGUGACGACCUACUGCAUCAUGGCCAGAUAUCCUCCGGCCUUACCCAAUACCUCAUGGAUCCUAUGACCAUCCUCAUCCUGCCCUGUUUGGGAAGUCACCAUGUACUAUCUAUCUGAGGUGCCUUACAGGUUGCAAUACUGGAUUUAGCCGUGGAGAUGUAGCACAUGGGACAGAAGCGGGGAUACAAUACAUCAAGGCCUCA